CGAUAUGGAUAUAUACCUAUGCUCGCUAUUGACCGGAAUCACCAACAGCCUCUCGAUAAAAGUCAAACUCGGCCAACAGCGCCUCUAAAUGAUGAUGAGUAGACGAUAGCCCGUUUUAUUAAAACAAGUGAUGAGCAGUCUGUAUGUUGCCCGCGGCGCAUUCCGCCGACAGGCCCUGCCCCGGUGUCAUCAUAUUUUGUUCAGCCGACGCAAUUUGCUCGGCCGUCCAGCACGCGGGGAGGAGCCAACACCUCUCCUACCAGGCGCACCGACGAGGACGCGGUUUGCACCAUCGCCCACUGGGUACCUGCACAUUGGCUCAUUACGAACCGCUCUUUUCAAUUUUUUGCUAUCCAGAGCAACCGGAGGCCAGUUCUUGCUUAGAAUUGAAGACACAGAUCAGAAACGACUGGUGCCCGAUGCUGAGGAGAAGAUGUAUGAAGAUUUAAAAUGGGCUGGGCUCGAAUGGGACGAAGGUCCAGAUAUUGGGGGACCUUGUGUACCCUACAGACAGUCUGAGAGGCUCCCAUCGUAUCACUAUCAUGUCAAUCAACUAUUAGACGAUGGCCGAGCUUAUCGGUGCUUUUGCACUCCUGAGGAGCUUGAUGCUAUGAAGAGGGUAGCCAUGAGCGAAGGUCGAGAUUAUGUCUACAACAAGACAUGCUCUCACAUCUCGGCUGAAGAAUCUGCUCAACGUGCAGCAAAUGGCGAAGAGCACUGCAUUCGCUUCAGGCCUGAUAGCCAAAAUCCUGUGGUACAGGAUCUUGUAUACGGCAUGUACAAAAGUCCUGUCCUGCUGGAUGAUUUCAUCAUAAUGAAAAGGGAUGGCUUUCCCACAUAUCAUUUCGCCAACGUCGUCGACGAUCACCUAAUGGAGAUCACUCAUGUGAUUCGCGGAGCUGAAUGGCUCAUUUCAACGCCAGCACAUGUUGCCUUAUACCACGCCUUUGGAUGGGAACCACCCCAGUUUGGUCAUGUUGGUCUCUUAGUCGAUCAAAAUAAGCAAAAAUUAAGCAAACGCCACGCAAGCUUUAACUUGUCCUCUUGGAAAGAACGGGGCAUCCUCCCGAUCGCUCUACUCAACUAUGUUUUGUUACUGGGCUGGUCCCCAAGCCGGGAUAGCGAAGAAACCUCAGAGGUUAUGGAUCUAGAGGACAUGAUCGAAAGGUUUCACCUAAAAUUCACGAGAGGUGAUGUUAUCAUAAAUAACAAGGACGAAUUCUUUCAAAAGGCACAUAUGCGCAAAGCUCUAGACCGCGACAGUGCGGGCGAGGCGUCUCCCCUUGCACCUCUUAUGCCUCAGUUCAUACUCGCUCUCGAGAUAUGCGAGGAAGACCGGAGAUCCCAGGAAGACCCUUCCGCGCCGCAUAGACAGUUGGGCGUGCGUAUCGGUCCACCACUAGCUACCUGGGUAGACUCAGUCGAGUCAUUGAAUGGGACCCAGGACAAUCCCUUUUCAGCGAUACCUGAUCGAUACUUAAGUAAAAUUUUCCAUCUGAACGGUAAAACUUUUAUAACUCCUGCAAGCUUCCUAAAGUCAAAUGCAUAUAUCCUUUGGGAGGUCCCAGAGCAAGAGUACAUGUUUGCCCUAACAAAUCAACGCAACAUGCUCCACAAGGUCGCUGUGCGAGAAGGCACUGAGAAAGAGACGCAGCCACAGCCGCGAAAGAUCUCCGAGCUUGCUACCACGCUUCUGGAGUCUCUUGAGGGUGUCCCGGCGGAGGGUUGGACAGAGGAGAACAUCAAGAGUAGCAUUGAGCCGUUCAUUAAGUCAAUAGGCUAUGUCAUGGAUACUAGAAAGAAAUUCGAGGCCUGGGGCUGGAAAUUCCUGCGAUGGGUGAUGUUUGCGUCCGCUUCGGGCCCCGGAUUGAUACCGAGCAUGGUAUUUCUCGGUAAAGAGGAAACGCUAGCACGUGUGAGGAAGGCGCAUCGGGUAGCCCUAAGCAGGAACGUAUGAAGCUAUAUCCUACCGAUGUCCCCAUUACGAAUGAAGGUAGCAGGCAUAUUGCAUGGUUCAUCCGAGGAGUAAGAAGAGAGAGGAAUUCUCUUGCCAAAAAUGUAUCAAAAACCUGUACCAUUUCUGUAGCCAUGAAGAACUCCUG
Molecule: messenger RNA, 2102 nt
Organism: Xylaria bambusicola
Lineage: Eukaryota; Fungi; Ascomycota; Sordariomycetes; Xylariales; Xylariaceae
Exons: 6
Coding region: 131-1957 (608 amino acids)
Biological process (GO): glutamyl-tRNA aminoacylation
Molecular function (GO): ATP binding; zinc ion binding; glutamate-tRNA ligase activity
Source: RefSeq, a predicted model, not a curated record